Fusarium fujikuroi IMI 58289 is the source of this 864-nucleotide messenger RNA. RefSeq lists its product as uncharacterized. The transcript is spliced from 2 exons. The coding region runs from base 1 to 864 and encodes 287 amino acids. The record is from RefSeq and is a predicted model, not a curated record. NCBI's taxonomy places the organism in Eukaryota, Fungi, Ascomycota, Sordariomycetes, Hypocreales, Nectriaceae.
AUGCUGCCCAAGAGGGUGGAGGUUGAGACGAGGAUAACAACUACCGUGCCUAUCACAAGCGGCAUUUUCAACCAUCCAGUUGUUAUCCUCUCAAAGGAGAUAUAUCAUGGAAAAGUGGCUGUGACGAGUUUUGACGACACCCCGAUCGAGAAUCGUCAUCCAGAUCCCGCUCGACGACAAUCCUACCUCCCAAUACGUCCAGCCAGACACCCAGAUACCCGCUGCGAUCUCAUCGCUGCGCACGGAAAGACGAUGAAAAAGAGGUCCUACGUUAAUAUCAAGGAUGUUCACGAAAUUCCGUUUGUAGCACUUCGCUCCUGUUGGCGCGACAAUGAUCUCCACUUGGAGACAAUAUCAUACCAGAUGCUUACUUCAGAAUUGUGGAAGCAGAAUCUUGGGGGACUGGCUACUAGGUUGAAAGGCCAUGGCAUAUUCGAGCGGACUGCCCAGUCGACUUGCAGCGAAGCUCCUGUGCCUGUCCGUAUUUCCCAUCCAGGUCAAGGGCUCACCCAAGACCUUGGUCGUGGUACGAAUUUUGCCAGGAUAUCUAGCUCCCCUCUGUCAACAUCCUAUGGAACAUUCAUCCAAAACUCGACGGUGUCGGUUCCCCAAUCGUAUGCUACGGUCCAUAACAGUGCAAACGCCGCGAGAGACUAUCACUAUCCAAGGGUACAUCAAUUCCAGCCACCUGUGCUAGCGAGGCACGGCGAUGCUCCAUUACAGCAAAUCUAUUCAACAGCAGAGCAGCGGCGUUAUGGUGAGGUCGAUCCGGAACCAGAUUGGCCAGAUUGGCUCGGAGUCUUAGCCCUCAUAUGUUUCUUGGCAGCUGUUUGGUACUGGCUUGCCGAUCCGACUGUGAAUUGA